UGAUGAACCUGGCCUGCGCCAACACCACCCCCAGCGUGGUGUACGGUCUCACCGCCAUCCUGCUGGUCAUGGGGCUGGACGUCCUCCUCAUCUGCAUCUCCUACGUCCUGAUCCUCAGGGCCGUCUUGCAGCUGGCGUCGUGGAAGGAGAGGCUCAAGGCAUUCAGCACCUGUGUUGCCCAUAUCUGCGUGGUCCUGGCCUUCUAUGUGCCGCUGAUCGGGCUGUCCGUGGUGCACAGGUUUGGGAGAGGCCUGGCUCCGCUGGUCCGUGUUGCCAUGGGAAACGUCUACAUCCUGGUGCCCGCUGUGCUCAACCCCAUCAUCUACGGCGUGAGGACCAAACAGAUACAGAAGAGGACACUGGGUUUAAUUAAGAUUUCCAGUGACAGAGCUGCUUAUUGA
This is a messenger RNA of Dromaius novaehollandiae (emu), 401 nucleotides long. Its product is annotated as olfactory receptor 51E2-like. Gene Ontology annotation, cellular component: plasma membrane. The record is from RefSeq and is a predicted model, not a curated record. Bases 3 to 401 code for a protein of 132 amino acids. Gene Ontology annotation, biological process: G protein-coupled receptor signaling pathway. Gene Ontology annotation, molecular function: olfactory receptor activity. Lineage: Eukaryota; Metazoa; Chordata; Aves; Casuariiformes; Dromaiidae. The transcript has a single exon.